Lacerta agilis (Sand lizard) is the source of this 1231-nucleotide messenger RNA. RefSeq names its product L-serine dehydratase/L-threonine deaminase-like. Gene Ontology annotation, molecular function: threonine deaminase activity; pyridoxal phosphate binding; L-serine ammonia-lyase activity. Gene Ontology annotation, biological process: L-threonine catabolic process; L-serine catabolic process. Bases 133 to 1209 code for a protein of 358 amino acids. The record is from RefSeq and is a predicted model, not a curated record. Lineage: Eukaryota; Metazoa; Chordata; Lepidosauria; Squamata; Lacertidae. The transcript is spliced from 8 exons.
GGAGGAGAGCCCCCCUCUGAGUCCACCAGCGGCUUCCUCCAAAACACCACCGCAAGCACCCAGCUCUGCCGUCCGACCACUUUGCAAGCCAAGCUCCAAAGCCUCUUCUAAGACCCCCGACAACUUUCCACAAUGGCCUCCUCCAAGCCCUUCCAUGUGGUCACUCCGCUGCGGGUCAGCCCCCACCUCUCCAAAUUGGCUGGUACCAAGGUCUACCUGAAGCUCGAAAAUACCCAACCCACUUGCUCCUUUAAGAUCCGAGGCAUAGGGAACUUCUGCAAAGCGUGGGCCGAAAAACGCUGCAGGCAGUUUGUCUGUGCCUCAGCGGGAAAUGCCGGCCUCGCAGCUGCCUACUCUGCAAAACAGUUGGGGAUCCCGGCUACAAUCUUUGUGCCCCAGUGCACGCCAGCUAUGACUGUGGAGCGCAUGGAAGAUGAGGGAGCCAUGGUGUGCAUGGCACAGACACUGGAGGAAUGCCAAAACGCAGCCCAGGAAAUGGUAAAGUGUAGCUCUGACUCGACCUACGUGCCUCCGUUCGAUGACGCUCUCAUCUGGGAAGGGCACAAGACCAUGAUCACAGAAAUGAAGGAGCAGAUGGAGUCCACACCUGGAGCGAUAGUUCUCUCUGUCGGAGGGGGCGGCAUGCUCUGUGGGGUGAUCCAGGGCCUCAAGGAGGUGGGCUGGGACAAGGUACCCAUCAUCGCCAUGGAGACCUGCGGAGCCCACAGUCUGAAUGCUUCCUUGGAAGAAAAGAAGCUGGUGACACUGCCCGAAAUUACCAGCGUUGCUACCACCCUUGGGGCAGCUACGGUGGCCGAGGAAGCUUUUAAGCUGGCGCAAGAGUACCCCGUCAUAUCACAGGUUGUCAACGACUGUGACGCAGUGGCAGCCGUCGGGAAGUUUCUGGAUGAGGAGAGGAUGCUGGUGGAGCCGGCGUGCGGGGCGUCCUUGGCAGCCAUCUACACCGAGCUGACCAAAACACUGCAAAAGGAUGGUAAACUCCCCAACGAGCUGGAAUCCAUAGUCAUCAUUGUGUGUGGCGGCAACAACAUCUCCAUGGAGGAACUGGAACGCUUGAAGGAGCAGGUGUCCACGGAUAACGGAAUGGGUGAUCUCGUGGAGUGCGAGCUUGCCUUGGCAACAUUUAACAAUCCAUGCAACAUUUUUGCGGCUUCGCUCCAAAAAGCCAUGGGGGCGUGUGCUCAUUAAAACUCACGGCUGCUUCACCCAC